AAGGGUCCAUUGAUGGGCAGACUGGUUCAGAAGCGCUUCAGCCACUGUUGUGUUCUGAGAGUAGGUGAAGGGCUGUCACUGCAACAGAGGGAAGGGCGCAACACACUGACAGUCUAUUCGCGACUCCGUCCGAGCGGAAUCUUUGCGGACUUGUGAAAUCUGGGACUCUGCGCGAUCGAGAAGCAACUUUUGAAAAGCAGAUAGCCUACAUUUUAUUUGUUAUUUUUUUUAGGUUUGCGUUUAUUGAUUCAAUUAUUAGCUGAUUUUUUUUGCAGUCUUGGGAUAAGAAAAGCCGUCAAUAGACCUUCUAUUUAAGGCGUUUUGAAUUGACAGUAUUCUGACAGUUUUGUUUCAGAAACAACACAGGCUAUAUUAGUUUAAUUCGUUUACUAGUCAGUUCGGUACAUAGCUGAACAUAUCACAACAUUGGCUGCUAUAACUGACUUGUCAUUCAAACCACAAUAGGAUAAAGAACUGUGCGUGCGCUUUUUAUAAAAGUUUAUCUCCGUUUUUAAUUUAUUUCAUUAUCUUGCUCAAGAUGAUGAAUACGAUGGUAAUUCUUGCCGAGUUCUUUGUGGUCAUUUUGAAAGUGCUCUGGGCUUUUGUUACCGCCGGGGCGAAAUGGGUGGUGCGGCCGAAGGAGAAGAGUGUAGCGGGACAGGUGUGUGUGAUCACCGGGGCUGGAAGCGGUCUGGGUCGGCUGUUCGCCAAGGAGUUCGCUCGGAGACGGGCAGUAUUGGUGCUGUGGGACAUCAACAGCCAAAGCAACGAAGAGACGGCGGAGUUGGUACGGGAAAUCUACCGAGAACUGGACAGUGAAACCCCGAUGUCCAGAGACGGCGCAGUUGGAGGGUUAGAAGAGAUUCCUCCCUUCCAGCCGCAGGUGUACACGUACGUGUGUGACGUGGGCAAGCGGGAGAGUGUGUACUCCACGGCGGAGAAGGUGCGUCGGGAGGUGGGCAACGUGGACAUGUUGAUCAACAACGCUGGCGUGGUCUCUGGUCACCAUCUCCUGGAGUGUCCUGACGAGCUGAUCGAACGCACCAUGCGGGUCAACUGCCACGCACAUUUCUGGACCACCAAGGCCUUCCUUCCCAAGAUGUUGGAGCUGAACCACGGCCACAUUGUGACGGUUGCCAGCUCUCUGGGGCUGUUCAGCACAGCUGGUGUGGAGGAUUACUGCGCCAGUAAGUUCGGGGCCAUCGGCUUCCACGAGUCGCUGAGCCACGAGAUCAAGGCUUCGGAUAAGGACGGCAUUAAGAUGACGCUGGUGUGUCCCUACCUGGUGGAGACGGGCAUGUUCAAAGGCUGCAGGAUCAGGAAAGAGAUUGAGCCUUUCCUGCCUCCCCUGAAGCCAGAGUUCUGCGUAACACAGUCUAUGAGGGCCAUUCUCACCGAUCAGGCUAUGAUCUGCACCCCUCGAAUCGUAUAUAUGGUCAACAUCAUGAAAAGCUUCCUGCCCUUCGAGGCCAUCGUUUGUAUGUACAGGUUCCUGGGUGCUGAUAAGUGUAUGUAUCCCUUCCUGGCCCAGAGGAAGGAGCUGAUGAACAACAACGAGGCUAAGGAGGAUAUCUAACGGGAGGACCAGGGCGAAGGCACAUGGCCUGGAGGCACCAGGAUAGACCACUGAGGAAGCAUGGAUGAAGAGAAAUAAGACUGAAUCUAGACUGUUUCAUUGAGCGGAUACAAAAAGGUUGACCGUAUGGUUCUUCUGGAACGAUGCCAAGCUGUGUACAAAAACAAACAGCGUUUAUUUCAAAAACACAUUUAUUUCUGACGGUUGUUUUUAAACAAACCGAUCAUCUAUGUACUGUGUCAAUAGUUUUUAAAAAAUUGUUAUUUUAUCAUAUGAUACUUUUUAUUUUUUAAAGCUAUUCAGUAAUUAACUAUUUACAUCAUGUAGUCACCAGCUUUUUUUAUGUAGCGUCUCGGUGGAAAAUAUACAGUAUGUUACUGUACAGUACAAUCUUGUUACUUUUAGCUGUUUUAAUUUGUAGACAUGCACUGUAAUACUGACUUUAUCUAUAUGGCCAAGUCUCUGUCGAAACUACGGUUCAACGUGGCAUUUCCAGAAUUAUAUUACCCAGCAACCCCCCCCCUGAGGCUCAGUCUAACCAAUCACAACAUGAUGCUCCAAAUGGUUAUCCAAUCAUACUGUUAGCCAUCUUUAUGUAUUUUAAUUUCGCAGAUCACUUGAAGAUUUUCUGAUUAUUCCGUUUAUUUCAAACCCGUUCAUUUUAAACGUUAUUUUAUGUUUAUGUUAUUUUUUAUAAGUUUACAACAUUUUAACGUUAUCCUAAGUUUACAACAAAAAAAAAAUUGUAUUUCACUUCUUAAUUUUUUUUGUCACCAUGGAAAAUCCAAAAACAGCAAAUCAUUUCUAUUCAUCUUUCCAGCUGAAUACUCAAUUUCUCUCCUGUUAGAAUAGUGGUACAGAAUAUUGGAAUAUUAGCUCGCCUAUUGGCUGACCUUAACUGAGGCUUAUCCAAUCGGGUGACACAUUUCAGAACGUCCAGAUGUAAUGUGGAAUUCAACCAAGUUUUUUAAAUUGUAUUUUACCUUUAUUUAACUAGGCAAGUCAGUUAAAGAACAAAUUCUUAUUUUCAAUGACGGCCUAGGAACAGUGGGUUAACUGCCUGUUCAGGGGCAGAACGACAGAUUUGUACCUUGUCAGCUCGGGGAUUUGAACUUGCAACCUUCCGGUUAUUAAUCCAACACUAACCACUAGGCUACCUGCCGCCUCUACACUCUAACCACUAGGCUACCCUACCACCUCUACCCUCUAACCACUAGGCUGCCUGCCUCCUCUAACCACUAGGCUACCUGCCUCCUCUAACCACUAGGCUACCCUACCACCUCUACACUCUAACCACUAGGCUACCUGCCACCUCUACACUCUAACCACUAGGCUACCUGCCACCUCUACUCUCUAACCACUAGGCUACCUGCCACCUCCACACUCUAACCACUAGGCUACCUGCCACCUCCACACUCUAACCACUAGGCUACCUGCCACCUCUAUACUCUAACCACUAGGCUACCCUGCCACCUCUACACUACCCUGCCGCCCCAAGCCAGUUUUCAUAUAUCGUCCUUUCUGAGUUUCCAGGUGUUUUUCGGAAAUCCUGGUUGGAAAAUUCACAAGAUUCACAAGAAUCACAUGUUUUUAUGUAAUGAAUCUGCCACAGGAAUUUUUACAAUAUAGCACAUUUUGACAUUGCUCUCCCAUCAAGUUGACAUUUAUUGGGAUGAGUCUUGUCCUUGAGGCAGAACAGAGCCAUUUCUGCUAGAUGGGCCAGCUGCAAAGUCAAAAUUGGCUACAUUCAUAAAAACAAAUGUGCUUUUUUGGUCUAAAUUUGAAGUUAGGGUUCAAAUCUGAUUUUUGUGGCUAUGCCAGAUAGUGACCACUGUGCAGAUCUGCCUCCAUAACAAGAUUCAUGGUGAAAAACACCAACCUUACCCCAUCUAGCAGAAAUGGCUCAGUUCUGCCUCCAGAACAAGAUUCAUGACAAACUUCAACCUGUUGAAAGGUACUGGAAUUUUGCAGCCCCUAUUUCCUCUGGUUGAACUGACGGAGUCAAUCAGCCUGAAGGCUCAAUACCCUUCUGAACUCUGAUAUGAGUAUUGAUUGAUUGAUACUGAUGACUACUGCCUUUUUAGCAUUUUCUCCAUAAGACAUACUUCCAAUCCAACCAAUGACCAGCCCUUUAUCUCCCAGUGAAGGAUCUGUGGGCGGAGGAACUGUGUAGCUAGCUGAUCUAGAAACUCACGUCUUAGUGAAAACACGUCUUAGUCUCUCCCCCUCUCUCGUCCUCCACUACAUUCAUUAGUCUCUCUCUCUCUCGUCCUCCACUACAUUCAUUAGUCUCUCUCUCUCUCUCUCUCUCUCUCUCGUCCUCCACUACAUUCAUUAGUCUCUCUCUCUCUCUCUAUCGUCCUCCACUACAUUCAUUAGUCUCUCUCUCUCUCGUCCUCCACUACAUUCAUUAGUCUCUCUCUCUCUCUCUCUCUCUCUCUCUCUAUCGUCCUCCACUACAUUCAUUAGUCUCUCUCUCUAUCGUCCUCCACUACAUUCAUUAGUCUCUCUCUCUCUCUCUCUCGUCCUCCACUACAUUCAUUAGUCUCUCUCUCUCUCUCUCUAUCGUCCUCCACUACAUUCAUUAGUCUCUCUCUCUAUCGUCCUCCACUACAUUCAUUAGUCUCUCUCUCUCUCUCUCUCUCUCUCUCUCUCUCUCUCUAUCGUCCUCCACUACAUUCAUUAGUCUCUCUCUCUCUCUCUAUCGUCCUCCACUACAUUCAUUAGUCUCUCUCUCUAUCGUCCUCCACUACAUUCAUUAGUCUCUCUCUCUCUCUCUCUCUCUCUAUCGUCCUCCACUACAUUCAUUAGUCUCUCUCUCUCUCUCUCUAUCGUCCUCCACUACAUUCAUUAGUCUCUCUCUCUCUCUCUCUAUCGUCCUCCACUACAUUCAUUAGUCUCUCUCUCUCUCUCUCUCUCUAUCGUCCUCCACUACAUUCAUUAGUCUCUCUCUCUCUCUCUCUCUAUCGUCCUCCACUACAUUCAUUAGUCUCUCUCUCUCUCUCUCGUCCUCCACUACAUUCAUGAGUCUCUCUCUCUCUCCCUCCCUCUCUCCCUCUCUCUCUCUGUCUCUCUCCCUCUCUCUAUCGUCCUCCACUACUUGUGUCCAGUGAAGCUGAAAAUGUAAACGUUGGUUGAGUUGUUUUGAGUACAGUACUACAUUACCCACAAUUCCCUCCAUGGAAAUUAUUUUUCACUAGGGUUGCACAUUUCUGGUAACUUUCCUAAAAAAAAAAUCCAUCCCUGAUUUGUCUAGAAAUCUUGGUUAAAAAGGUUUCAGGAAUCAAGAUGUGGAGGAAAAAACAGGAAAUCCUCCAACCAGGAUUUCUGGGAAUUUGGGGAAAUGUACUGUACAUUUGCAACCUUAGUCUCCCCUGUAUUUGAUAUUUGGUUAUAUAUAUUUGAUCUAUUUUAGGGAAGAACACAACUACAUUCCUAUAGGCCUCAUUCCUCCAGCUACGAUAAUGAGUCUAUAAAUACUCUACCUCUUCAUUUGCCAUUCGUUGACAGUAUGACAUAAAAUCCUCUUUUCUUUUUGUUUUUGUUGUUGUAAUUCUUUUUUGAAAAGACUGCUCUUUAGUCGAGCACAUGUGGUUCCUAUGUUUAGUGUCUGUACCUAACUUAAAUAAAUAAAGUGAUUUUAGAUUAUAA
Oncorhynchus nerka (sockeye salmon) is the source of this 5227-nucleotide messenger RNA. Its product is annotated as retinol dehydrogenase 10-A-like. The record is from RefSeq and is a predicted model, not a curated record. NCBI's taxonomy places the organism in Eukaryota, Metazoa, Chordata, Actinopteri, Salmoniformes, Salmonidae. Gene Ontology annotation, cellular component: lipid droplet. The transcript is spliced from 6 exons. Gene Ontology annotation, molecular function: oxidoreductase activity, acting on the CH-OH group of donors, NAD or NADP as acceptor. The coding region runs from base 539 to 1576 and encodes 345 amino acids.